Molecule: messenger RNA, 486 nt
Organism: Symbiodinium pilosum
Lineage: Eukaryota; Dinophyceae; Suessiales; Symbiodiniaceae
Source: the annotation of a GenBank genome assembly
GAGGAAGAGCGCCGAGCCAAAGAGCAAGCGGAGCGCGAAGCCCGUGAGCGCGAGGAGAAAGAGAGAGAGGAGGCUGCUGAAAAGGAGAAGGCAGCCAGGAAAGAGAGACAACUCGCCAAAGAAAAAGCCCGGGCCGAGCGCCUUGCAAAGGAGCGCGCGGAAAGAGAAGUUGAGGCAGCCAAGGCCCGAGCGGAGCGCAAGAGGCGUGCCGAAGCGAGGAAGAAGGCAGUCGAGGAUGCAAAGAACGGUUUGGUUCCGUGCGUGGAGCACGAAGAUGAGGAGGACGUGGAGGCUGUGGCUCCGUCCCUGGACCUAGUGGAGGAUAUCGAUAUCGUGGAGGAGAGCACCGCCCCAGCGCGAAAGCGGCGGAAGGCUUUGCAGCCGUCGCCUGUGUCCUCCGCUGGGAGUUCGCCACCGGAGCUUCCCCCGUCGCCUGAGGGUUCGCCUUCCCCAACUGGGCCGCCUGAUGGCGCUAAAGCCAUGCAG